This is a messenger RNA of Poeciliopsis prolifica (blackstripe livebearer), 2652 nucleotides long. It is a transcript of the gene fastkd5, whose product is annotated as FAST kinase domain-containing protein 5, mitochondrial. The record is from RefSeq and is a predicted model, not a curated record. Lineage: Eukaryota; Metazoa; Chordata; Actinopteri; Cyprinodontiformes; Poeciliidae. Bases 101 to 2530 code for a protein of 809 amino acids. Gene Ontology annotation, cellular component: mitochondrial matrix; ribonucleoprotein granule. Gene Ontology annotation, biological process: mitochondrial RNA processing; regulation of mitochondrial mRNA stability. The transcript is spliced from 2 exons. Gene Ontology annotation, molecular function: RNA binding.
GUUGGUCUCAAAUGGCAAAAUGUGUCUUCUGUGCACAGUUUCAUGAGGUUUUCACGGUGUUUUUCACAGCUGUAUUGAAGAGUAGAAGCGUGGCACACUGAUGGCCACCCGUGUGCUAUGUUGGCGGGUCUGCUACCUCCCUGGCUGGAGAAGAAGUCUCACCCAAGGUCAACACAUUCACACCAAAACAAGGGAAAAGAUAAGCGAACAGGAGGAAAACAAGAAUGUAUCGGAUCACCUGGAUGUUUCCUUCCAAAGUGGAUACAAAUUGUAUUACAAUCCUUUGUCAUACCAUAUUACAAGGACCUCUGCUAAUUCUCGCAAUAGGAUGAAUAGCUCUGAAGAUGAGCAGUUUUUCAGUGCUUCCUUUUGGCAGCAGAGCAACCACUACAGCGUGAGUUGCUCACGGCACCUCUCAAGCUCCAAAAACACACUUCUUGAUUUAGGUCUAAACAAAGCAUCUGAAACUGAAGCACCAUCUGUGUCGUCCUACAACAGGAAGUCAGUCGCACCAGAUGUUAAAGUUGACACACGGGCCUUCCUUAAAUGCAGACCAGAGUAUGCUUCCCUGUCCCUUGACCUCACCCAGCGACCUCAACCAGUAGAAUGGGCAGAAUUGGUGCCAUUACUUCAAAAAGUGUGUGUUUUAAGGGCCAGGAUGAAGCCACCUGACGUGUUGCAGUUUCUCUUGGAACUCAGCAAGUUGCACCCAGACCAGAUGCCUCUGCUGCAAAAUGACCAGCGGUUUGUCAUGCUUCUCCGAUAUUCUGUAGAGCACCUCCGCCUCUUCUCUGACCUACAGCUGCUGGAGGUGUUACAGUCGUUUGUGUGGUUGGAGAUACCCUCGUCCCACAACGUGCUCGAGGUGUACGAAGCCGAACUGAGCUGUCGGGCCAACCAGCUGACUCUACAUCAGUUAUUAUUAGCUGCUGACUUGUGGCGCUGUAUUGGGAGACAGGUGCCGCAGUUCUUGCAGUGUCUCUUUGAGUCAAUUCAUCUUUAUUUGGAGAAAGGACAAGUAGAAGUCCAUGAAUUGGUGCAGCUCCUUUAUAUAAUAGGAGAAGGUAGGCACUGUCCAAAAGACUUGAUCAUUCCUAUAAAGCAACUUCUCAUGCAUCAUUUAGCACAAAUGCAUCCUGAGGAGGUUGGCACUGUAUGUCUGGGACUCUUUAAAUCCCAAACCUCACUUCCAGAGAGAGCAGUGACUCGUAUUGUUGAUAAGGCACUCUCUGUUGUGACUGAGAUGGGUGACUUUGCAAUGGUCAAUGUGUUGAAAUACCUGCGUUUCAGCUAUCUCUUUCACAGGAAAUGGUUGGAAGCCAUGGGAAGGGAAGUUCCUCAACGGGCUCAUCAGAUGGGAGUCCAGGGCCUGAUGCAUGUGACUUUAACUUGUUCAGCUCUUCAUUAUCGCAAUGAUAGCAUCCUGACUUCAAUUGCAGAGAGAGUUCCCUCUCUUGUGCCACAUUGCAGGAGUAAAGACUCAAGCAAAUUCCUGUGGGCCUUUUCCACCUUAGGCUUCCUUCCAGCUCAGAGUCAGAGUUUGUAUUCGAGCCUGACAGAUGCCCUGAGGCAGAGGAAAGCAGAGUUCCAGCGAUACCCCGAACACCUGCUGACUGGUCUUCUAGGUUUGGCUUUUGUUUCUCAGUUUCCAGAGGAUCUUGUUACAUUAGCUCUAAGUCCUGAGUAUGUCCACUUAGCACUGAGUAACUCCAAGCUAGAUCUGAAAAAAGAUUUGUUCACCUUGGAUGCAACUGUGGCUCUGGAGCUUCCUCAGUGGAAAGGCCCACGAUUGAGUGACGAGCUCAGAGAAGAGGUGGCGGAAAUGCUGUGGAAGUUUGCACAGUCGGACGUUUGCCUGAAACCAGAAGUUUUGGAGGCAGAAUCGGCUCUUCAGGAUCUUCUUGGUGGAGACAAAUUUGUAUGCAAAAGAAUGAUCAUGCCACAUACUCGCUCCAUCGAUCUGGAAAUACAUAUGGACCCCAAAGGACAACCAAUACCUGUGAACCAACUGUCCCCUACGCAGAAUUCCACAAUGGUUCCUUCUUCCCAAAGCUGGGAGAAAAUAAACUCAGGAGUAACGAUCACAGACAAUCUUUUAUCACAAUUAAUAAAAGGCAAAAACUCAACUGCGCUUCCUCCAACAACUAUUGCAGCUUCCUCAGUUGGAGAGACACCACGCCAAAGGCUACCACCUGAUGAAGGUGGGAGAGUGUUUGAUUCAGUUCUAGAUUUGACCAAUGACAUGUUAGAAGCCCUCACCAAACCGAGCCACAGCGUCCGUACUAACCAGGACUCGGUUCACCAAGACAUUAAUGACUCAGUCAAAAUUGCUGUCCAGAUUUCAAACAGGAACCACUACUGCAUACAGACACAGCAGCUGCUGGGGCUUCAUGCCAUGAAGAGACGACACUUGAAAAUUGCAGGAUACAGGGUGGUAGAGCUGAACCACUGGGAGUGGUUUUCAAUGAUGAGGAAAAGCAGGGAAAAGAAACUGGCAUAUCUACACUGCAAAAUCUAUGACAGUCUGUAAGGUUUCAGAAACCUCUGGAAAAUUUAUGUUGAACAGUGUUGGAUUUUAAAACUGUAUUCACUUCAAGAAUGGCAAGUUGUUUGAUUAUUAUACAAUGGGUCCAUUAAAAACAUUUUUUUAUA